Messenger RNA from Limulus polyphemus (Atlantic horseshoe crab), 4172 nucleotides. RefSeq names its product syntaxin-like. Gene Ontology annotation, molecular function: SNARE binding; SNAP receptor activity. Gene Ontology annotation, biological process: exocytosis; synaptic vesicle fusion to presynaptic active zone membrane; intracellular protein transport. The record is from RefSeq and is a predicted model, not a curated record. Gene Ontology annotation, cellular component: plasma membrane; SNARE complex; endomembrane system. NCBI's taxonomy places the organism in Eukaryota, Metazoa, Arthropoda, Merostomata, Xiphosura, Limulidae. The transcript is spliced from 8 exons. Bases 155 to 790 code for a protein of 211 amino acids.
GGUACAAGAUUUCUGUUUAUUGGUACAGGUUGAAGAAAUUAGAGGAAAUGUAGAGAAGAUCCAAGCUAAUGUUGAGGAAGUGAAAAAGAAACACAGUGCUAUACUGUCAGCACCACAAACAGAUGAAAAGGUCAAGCAAGAAUUAGAAGAUCUUAUGGCUGACAUCAAGAAGGCUGCUAACAAAGUACGAACCAAGUUAAAAGUUAUGGAACAAAACAUCGAACAACAGGAACAUACCAGCAUGAUGUCAGCAGAUUUUAGGAUACGCAAAACACAGCACUCUAUGCUAUCCCAAAAAUUUGUUGAGGUAAUGACGGACUACAACAAGACACAGACGGACUAUAGAGAGAGGUGCAAGGCACGGAUUCAGCGGCAACUUGAAAUUACGGGUAAGGUGACAACAAACGAAGAACUAGAAGAAAUGUUGGAGAGUGGGAAUCCUGCAACUUUCACACAAGGAAUCAUCAUGGAGACACAGCAAGCCAAACAAACACUAGCAGACAUUGAGGCUCGUCACAAUGAUAUCAUUAAGUUGGAAACCAGCAUCAGAGAACUACAUGACAUGUUUAUGGACAUGGCCAUGUUAGUUGAGAGUCAGGGAGAAAUGAUUGAUAGGAUUGAGUACCAAGUGGAACAUGCUAAAGAUUAUAUUGAAGCAGCCAAACAGGACACAAAAAAAGCUCUUGUCUAUCAGAGCAAAGCUAGAAGGAAAAAGAUAAUGAUCAUGAUCUGUGUUGUCAUCUUGGUGGUGAUCUUGGUCUCUACUCUAGGAGGUUAUCUAGGAAUGUGAAGUGCUGUCUGUCUCUUCCCUCUUCCUCCCACUUUUAUCUUGACCCAUUGGUAAAUGCUGAACAUAAUGAAAGGCUUGCAUUUCUUCUUUUUUUUCUCCUUGUUUUUAUAUUGAGUUUUUCAUGAUCUUUUUAAUACUAUAUGGUUCUUUUCCACUCAUUUUAUACAUGUAAAAUCUUGGUAAGCUGAUACAUUUUAAAUCCAGUGUAUCUGGACAACGAUCAACUGUUAUACCUUCUCAGACCUAGGUACUUUUAACCCUGGAGUUAUUUAGUUUCAUCUGACAUUCUUUUUUCUAACACUGGAACAGUUUAAUUCUUAGCUGAUUAUUCCUGUAUUAAACUCUACAGAACACUGUAUGUUACACAUCCUAUCCUUGGUUGAUUUUGAGAUUUCAGUUAUACUUGUUUAAACCUUGAAAACUGUGGAUGUCAUGCUGAUGUAUACAACCAUCCUCAUCAAAAGAUCUCGGAUCUUCAUACCAUUGCCUUUAUCUUCCAGGAAUAUAAAAAGACAACAACAAAAACUAAGCAUGUAUGGUAAAUUAUUUGAGCCUUGUAGGUACAUUAUAGAUAAGAUAAUCAGUUGAAACCAGAGUAUACUUAACAUUAGUUAUAAACAACAAAGUUAUUACAGUAAAAAGACUAAAAAACAAAAAUUAGAAUUUAGGGGACUAGAAUUAUUGUGCUGUAAAUCUUUAAUGUUAAAAGUUUCAUCUUAUAUUGCUCUUGCGCAUUGUAAAUUAAAGGGCUGUAUAAAAUAAAUGCAUUUAAGAUGUCUGUACUGAUAAGAAGAAACGUUACAAUGCUCAUUAGAAAGUUAAUCAUUUUAUUAUGCAUUAUUUGUAAUAGGUCUUGUUUUCAUUUUGCGUGAUGUAGAUACUAAACCAUGAGUCAUUCUUUUGUAAAACUAAGCUAAAGGUUGUGAAUAUGAUUAGCUUUGGAUGAUUGGAGUUUAGAACCAUUAUAAAACUAAACUUAAUAGUCAAUGAUUGACUGAUAUCACCUGGAGAUAUAAACAAAAUUGAUUAGCCAGAAAUUGUGGUGAUAUGAAUAAAAAUAAGUGCUUUUAAGAAUUUUAUUUGUUAGUUUAAAAUGAAAGAUUUUGAAGAGACAAAACUUGCGAAUAUAUAAACUUUGGUUAAAGUGCAGGUUGACAUCCUCAAUACAAGAUUCUCUAGCAAUAUCCAUUAAAUACCUUAAUGUAAAUAUAUAUAAAUAUCGCAAUAUGUAUGACAUUGAAAAUCCUAGUUCUCUAUCAUUCCUUCAUGUAGGUCUUUGAUGUUCAGCUUACUAAGUCAAAGUUUACUUUUAUAGUAAACCUUACUAGAGAUUAUCAGCUGGACUCAACAGUAUUCUGUAUUUAUCAUAUCUUGGAAUUACCUUUACUUAUCUCACCCAUUCGUUUACUAAUUUUUAAUGUAAAUUACUAGGAAGUGGCCUUCUGAAGAAGCCUUAGUUGGCUGUCACUUGCUUGUUCUUUCUUCAUCCCUAGAUGAAUGUUAGACCUGGGUUCCUGAUGGCCUUAUUGCAAUGCUUUGAUAUGACAUGGGAGGUACAGUGGAGAGACAGAAUCUUAAAGACAAUGAAAAAAGAACAGUUUUGUUGCAAUAACUACAUGUAGCCUCUCUUUCUUGUCUACAUAGUAUUUGACUGUUAAGAUUUCUUCAUUCAGUUUUGUUGAAAAAAUUUCAAACUUUCAUGUUCAUUCGUUAUGCAGAGGUAAAUACCUAUAUGUGUGAGUACAUGUACUGUGGUUCUGUGUAUUUUGCUAAUUUGUUUUUGCAAUGGGUGUCAGAAAGUUAAAACAUUUCUAGAAUUGUAAACUGAUAAAAACAUCACUGUUAUAGAUCCUGACUCAAAAUAGAAAUACAGCAAAGUUAGAAUAUUCGCUACUUGACAUUGCUCUGUCAAACUAUAAUGUGUAAUACAAACUUUAAAACUCCAUGUCUGAUGAAGCCCUGUGCAAACUAACUGUUGGUGAUGUUUCUUCUCAAAACUGAACUUAUGGAAAAAAAAAAAUUACAAAUAACAAUUUUGUUUUUCUUAUAUAACCUUAAUCACAACCUGUUUGGGGUGGCCGGUAUUUUUGUAAGCCAAGAAAUUUCACAUUUGAGUGGCUGGCCCAGUUGGCAACAAUAUAGAAUGAGCAUGUUUGAUAAUAGAGAUUCAAAUUCAUAACCUUCAGUUUGUGAGUCAAGCUUCCUAACAACCAAACUAUGCCAAGCCCUAUUGUACUCUUUAUUAUAAUCUUAUAAAUGCAUACUAAACUUAUGUUUUUUUUACAAUGAAUUGAUUUUAUUUACUUAAUUUUUCCAAGAAUUAUAUCUUCAAAGAAAUUAUAUCAAAACUCCCUUUGAUAAUGUACGAUAUAUUCAUAAUUUUUGUUUGCUUAAUAUUAAUCGUCUCAUUAUUGUAAGAGAGUUUUAUGCAAAAGCAUAUUCCAGUCACCUAUCAGCAUCCACCUAUGUAGUGAUACUACACAGCUUACAAGAAAUUGUUUUAAUUCACUCAAACUUAAAGGCUUUUUCCAUAUCCAGACUUUGUUACAUCCUGCAAGUUCACAAACAAUAAUUGCAAGGAUGUAUUGAAAGAGUAAGUAAUGGCUACAUUAUAUUGUGAAACGUAUAAUAUCUUUAAUUUUCUAUUUAAAUAAAAAUGUCCAAUAGUUUCAGUGAUGGUCAUCAAAAAUCAGUUUGAUUAAUUCCUACAGCAUGCAGAUACUUGUGUAAAAUACAGUUAGAUAAUCACCCUCAACAUUUCAACCUUUAAUUUACACAUUGAGUAAGUAGGAUAAUUUCAGUGAAGGUUAAAACCUGAACUCCUAAAAUUUAGUGCACUUAAGUAGACAGUAAAAUAAAUGAAGGGUUAUGUGAAGGUUGCCCUUUAAUAUAAACUUUAUAUAUUUCAUUAUUUUUAUGAAAUAAUAAUUUAAACGUAGAUUUAUUGAUUACAAACAUGAUAUUUCUAUUAGAUCAUGACACCUCAAGAUUUAUUAAAGUACUUUACCAAUAGAGCAAAAAUAGAACUAUUCUUUAUAGUACUUAAUAGUACUAGACAAUGCAGCACCUUUGGGUUAGUUUUGUUUAAAAACGAUGCUUUUACUUUCCCCAAAAGGUGAAUGAGUACUAGAGUUUCUUUACAAAACAAGUAAUGGUACAUUGGAAUACCAGGUACAUAGAAACUAGAUUACACAAAGACACGUGGAUGAACUUUAUCAGUAAUGGUACUUUGUAAUACCGGGUACAUUGGAAACUAGAUUACAGAAAGAUGGGUGGAUGAACUUCAUCAGUAAUGGUACUUUGUAAUACCAGGUACAUUAGAAACUAGAUUACAGAAAAACUGAUGGAUGAACUUUAUCAGUAAUGGUGCUUUGCAGUACCA